AUCAAUAAAUGUUGGUAUGGGGGCCCUCAGAGUGGAGGAUCUUCACCCAGAAGAAGAGGCACAUGUAGAAGAAAGAGGUCUCCCUGCACAGCCUCGUAUUGUUAGACAUCCGGAGGAAGAAUCCACAAGUGGCAGAGCGAUGCAGCAGACACGGGCAGCACCAGCACCUUUGGUGGAGACCUUCAGACAGCUGCCUUUACUGAGUGCCCUUCUGGCUGAACUCACUCAGCUAACCAGCCAACACCAGCAGCUUCCAUUAUCCGUCCAUCCUAAUCUAGCCUGGUUGUACAGACCCACAGCAGAGCGUUCGCAUGGAGUCACUCCGGAUGUGAGGCCCAGAUCGCGACCCCACAGCACACGUGCUUCACCAACACCAAGGGGCAAGAGGUCACCUAGCCCCCGUCUUAAACAAGAUAAGUCCCUGGCAAAUUCUGCAGCCUCCCUGUCCCCCUCCCCCAAAGAGGUUGGAAAAGCAAAGAGGCAGAAUCCUAAGCAAGAAACAGCACCCCCAAGGUCUCCUCCCAAAAGGAAGCUGAUGUACGGUCUGACACACACUGUCCGUCUCAGGAUGCAGCAGACUAACCCAGGUGUGUUGAAAGAGCAUGAGCGCAGAGAGCAACACAGGAGGAAACAGAUGGAGCUUCUGAAACGGAUGAAAAAGAGACCUCUCUCACUGGCCAGAACUAAAAGUGGACAGAAGCUAAAUGGCACCAGCAGGGGUGAGGUUCUCAACAGCCAUGUCAGUUUGGAUGAGAAUAUUAAAACUCUAGUUAACAGCACAGAAGUUGGCUCUCCCAGGAUAGGAAACCCUCCACCACAAGCCAGAAGUGAGAGAGAGAGCGGUUCUCAGGCGGGUAAAAGCUGUGACAGCGACAUCUAUUUGCCUGCUGGUGCAACUUAUGACCGUGUGUCCAGAAGCGUUCAGAAAAGAACGCCAGCGAUUUGUCCGAAGAACAGGGACGUACGAGUCCACAUUCCCAGUGCGCUCAGCCAGUAUUCAGACCACGGUGAUGAUGACGGGGCUCAGAGCGAUGCCAGCUACACUCGGCCCCAGAUGACAAACCCUGGGUUUCAGAGCACCAGUGAAGAGGGUGGAAGGAGCCUAGAGAACAGUCGGUUCAGCAGCCCAGCGCGAGCAUAUUCAGACUCCCACAGGGAUAGCUUUGAGCCUGUUGAGUACCUGGACGAUUUCACCAGUCCCGAGCCUACUGACGGCCAUUCUCCAGAUUUUCAGAGCAGCCCUGAGCCUGCCUUAGGCGGCAGCAAGAAGGGAGCCUCAGGCUCAGACAGCGCUUCCCAGAGGAGCCAAAGAGCUGCUCUUCCUGUCCCUGUCAAAGCAGGUGCUUCACCCCAGCGUUCUCUCAAAGGCACGCACAUUAUAAGACCUCGCAGAGAGGCCUCAGCCAUCAGCAUGUCCUCGGGCGAAAGUGAGUUUGCGUCUGCUUCGGGCGGCUCCAUUCGAUCAAGGUAUCACAGGAGACAUGGAGCUGCGAGCGGUGGUGCUGAGAGACCGUCGGUCAGCAAGGAUAUGGAAGGAUCUGGGAGUCAGCUGUCAGACCACUUUGAAGACAGUCCUUCAGCUAGGGGCUCUCCUGUGGACUCACAUUUACCCGCUAAUAAUUCUGAAGCCGAGUCAAUUUCCUCACCUGUCCCUGAACUAGAAGACGAAAAGAGAGAUGAAUUGGGCUCCUUGGGAUUUGAUAAUAAGUAUUGUCACAUCUCAGAGUUAGUGGUAAACAAGCUCCCCGGGUAUACCCUGUGAGAGUCCUCUUACUCCUUGUAU
Megalops cyprinoides (Indo-Pacific tarpon) is the source of this 1783-nucleotide messenger RNA. It is a transcript of the gene map10, whose product is annotated as microtubule associated protein 10. Lineage: Eukaryota; Metazoa; Chordata; Actinopteri; Elopiformes; Megalopidae. Gene Ontology annotation, biological process: cytoplasmic microtubule organization; positive regulation of cytokinesis; mitotic spindle midzone assembly. Bases 17 to 1762 code for a protein of 581 amino acids. Gene Ontology annotation, molecular function: microtubule binding. The record is from RefSeq and is a predicted model, not a curated record. The transcript has a single exon. Gene Ontology annotation, cellular component: mitotic spindle midzone; mitotic spindle pole; cytoplasmic microtubule.